Molecule: messenger RNA, 2931 nt
Organism: Sphenostylis stenocarpa
Lineage: Eukaryota; Viridiplantae; Streptophyta; Magnoliopsida; Fabales; Fabaceae
Source: the annotation of a GenBank genome assembly
AUGGAUCACCAUGAGGAUGAAAGUAACAGCAAACAAGACGAUGAGGAAGCUGUUGCUCGCCUUGAGGAAAUUAAAAAAUCUGUUGAGGCAAAGAUGGCUUUACGUCAAAGCAAUUUGAAUCUGGAAAGGCCUGCUCAAACGGGUGGUUCUAUCAACUCAGGAGAAGAUGAAAAUGACUCGGGAUUUUUAAGGACAUUGGAUUCCAGCAUCAAGCGGAACACUGCUGUUAUUAAGAAGCUGAAGCAGAUCAAUGAGGAGCAGCGUGAAGCUCUGAUGGAUGAGUUGAGAAGUGUCAACUUAAGCAAAUUUGUCAGUGAAGCCGUGACUGCAAUAUGUGAUGCCAAACUUAGAAGUUCUGAUAUACAAGCUGCAGUUCAGGGUAAGCUGUACAAGGACUUUGCACCAAGCCUGAUUCAAGGGCUUCUCAAAGUCUUCUCUCCUGGAAAAACUGGUGAUGAAUCAGAAGCAGACAGAAACUUGAAGGCAAUGAAGAAGCGCAGCACUCUGAAACUUCUAUUGGAACUUUUUUUUGUUGGAGUAAUUGAAGAUGGUGGCAUUUUUAUAAAUAUCAUAAAGGAUCUUACCAAUGGGGAUCAGCUGAAAGAUAGGGAUGCUGCACAAACGAGUUUGACCCUUCUUUCUAGUUUUGCUCGUCAAGGGAGAAUUUUUCUUGGACUUUCUGUUAGUGGGCCAGAAAUUCAUGAAGAGUUUUUUAAAGGCCUUAACAUCACAGCGGAUCAGAAGAAAGUUUUCCGGAAAGCAUGCUAUUCCUUUUAUGAUGCUGCAGCCGAACUACUUCAGUCUGAGCAUUCUUCACUUCGAUUGAUGGAGCAUGAAAAUUCUAAGAUUUUGAAUGCAAAAGGAGAGCUCAGCGAUGAAAAUAUUGCUUCAUAUGAAAAGCUCCGUAAAUCCUAUGACCAUUUGUACAGAAAUGUCUCUUCAUUAGCAGAAGCACUUGAUAUGCAGCCUCCUGUAAUGCCAGAGGAUGGCCAUACAACUAGGGUUACCAGUGGCGAGGAGGGUAUUUCUUCUGCUUCUGGUAAAGAUUCUUCUGUUGUUGAACCCAUAUGGGAUGAUGAAGAUACAAGGACUUUCUACGAAUGUUUACCUGAUCUUAGAGCGUUUGUUCCUGCUGUGCUUUUGGGAGAAACAGAGCCAAAAAGCAGUGAGCAAUCUGCAAAGAGUCAAGAUCAACCAACUGAAAUAUUACCUGAAUCAGACAAAGGUCAGCAGACCACCCAUGAAAGUGGAGAGGUCUCUACAGAGUCCAAUGCUUUGCCAGAGGCAGAAACAACAGACAGAGUGAAGGAUAAGGAGGAAAAAGACAAGUCUAAAGAAUUGGACAGAGAGAAGGAAAAAGAAAAAGAUAAUGAUAAAAAGGGAGAAAAUGAAAAAGACAAACUUAGAAGUCUUGAGGGAACAAAUUUGGAUGCUCUACUGCAGAGGCUUCCGGGUUGUGUGAGCCGGGACCUUAUAGAUCAAUUAACUGUUGAGUUCUGUUAUCUAAACUCAAAAUCAAAUCGGAAAAAGCUUGUGAGGGCUUUGUUCAAUGUGCCAAGGACAUCACUGGAACUGCUACCAUAUUAUUCACGCAUGGUUGCCACGCUCUCAACUUGUAUGAAGGAUGUCUCCUCCAUUCUGUUACAGAUGUUGGAGGAGGAAUUCAAUUUCCUAAUAAAUAAAAAGGAUCAGAUGAACAUUGAGACAAAGAUAAGGAACAUCAGGUUCAUUGGAGAACUUUGCAAGUUCAAAAUUGCCCCUCCUGGCUUAGUCUUCAGUUGUUUGAAGGUAUUGAUAAGUUGUCAGAACCCCAACCUGCGAGCAGUGGCGACUUGUGUGAGUAGCAGCAACUUCCACGACAACUUCAACAAUGAGCAGCACGACAACGAGCAGUGCAACUUGUGCAGCAAUAACAAUGAUGACCAAUACAGUGCAGCGGCCUGUUUAGAUGAUUUUACACAUCACAACAUUGAUGUAGCUUGCAAUCUUCUUGAAACAUGUGGCCGUUUUCUGUAUCGAUCUCCAGAAACCACUAUACGAAUGGCUAACAUGUUGGAAAUACUGAUGCGAUUGAAAAAUGUAAAAAAUUUAGAUCCGAGACAUAGCACUUUAGUGGAGAAUGCAUAUUACCUUUGCAAACCACCAGAAAGAUCUGCACGAGUGGCUAAAGUUCGACCACCAUUGCAUCAGUAUAUCAGAAAAUUACUUUUCUCUGAUCUUGACAAGUCUACCAUUGAGCAUGUGCUGAGGCAACUGCGUAAAUUACCAUGGAAUGAAUGUGAGCCAUAUCUUUUGAAAUGCUUCAUGAAGGUCUACAAAGGCAAAUAUGGUCAGAUCCACCUGGUUGCAUCUCUUGCUGCUGGAUUAAGUCGCUAUCAUGAUGAGUUUGCUGUAGCUAUUGUUGACGAGGUUCUGGAGGAGAUUAGAGUUGGGCUGGAGUUAAAUGACUACGGGAUGCAGCAAAGACGCAUUGCUUACAUGCGUUUCUUAGGGGAACUUUACAACUAUGAGCAUGUAGACUCUUCUGUUAUUUUUGAGACAUUAUAUCUCAUUCUCAUCUAUGGCCACGGGACAUCAGAGCCUUCGGGUGACAUUAUGGAAUUUGUUCAUGAAUCUUGUCAGCAAGAUGUACUUGACCCACCUGAAGAUUGUUUUCGCAUAAGGUUGAUCAUUACUCUGCUGGAAACUUGCGGGCAUUACUUUGAUCGUGGUUCUUCUAAGAGGAAACUCGAUCGGUUCCUAAUACACUUCCAGAGGUAUAUUUUAAGCAAAGGGGCACUGCCUCUGGACAUCGAAUUUGACUUACAGUUUACUUCCAAAUUGAUGUGGGCUACUAAUGCUGUAGAUAUGGGAUUGUUUCUUGAGUGGUCUUAUGAGCCACAUUAUGUCUUUGGAAAUUGCAGCUUAUAUAAUAUAACAUCUGGAUAUUGA